AUGGGCUCUUUUGGGAUGGAGUGGAACCAGAGGAGCUCGGUGCUGUGGGACUGGGAGAAUUUCCCGCCGAUAGGCGAGAACCCCAAGAAUGCGAUGCAGGCCGAUCCAAGAUUUGCCGCCGUUGCGGCUACCAUGGGGAACGAACCGCUCCAUUCUUCUGGCGGCAGCGGCAGCGGCAGCGGCAGCGGCAACUUCUCUUCCAGCUCGGAGAUGGGAUAUGGCUCUUCCAAGAGCUCCAUGUCCGCGUCGAUCGAUUCUUCGUCCAAGGCUGGGAACAACAUGGAGUUCAGAUUUGCGCCCGUCAAAAACACUGAUAGGAACAUGAGCAAGAAUACCGAGCUGGGUAAAGUUGAUAACACGAGAACUGGAACAUCUCCGUCGCCUGUGGUGGCAGUGAGCAGUGGGGAGCCGGUGAUCGGCCUGAAGCUCGGCAAGAGAACCUACUUCGAGGAUGUCUGUGGAGGGCAGAGUGUCAAGAGCUCGCCAUCGGGUGCUGCGAGCGCGCCAAACAAAUCUCCUGCUGUGGGCAAGAAGGCAAAGGCGGAACAACAGAAGCCACAUAACUCAUACUGUCAGGUUGAAGGCUGCAAAGCCGAUCUCUCUACUGUUAAAGAUUACCAUCGGAAGCACAGAGUCUGUGAACUUCACGCUAAGGCUCCCAAAGUUGUUGUCGCUGGUCUGGAGCGACGCUUUUGCCAACAGUGCAGCCGGUUUCAUGCUUUAGCCGAGUUUGACCAGAAAAAGCGAAGCUGCCGUAGGCGUCUCAAUGAUCAUAAUUCCCGCAGGCGCAAGCCACAGCCAGAAGCAAUUUCUUUCAGUUCAUCAAGGAUGUCUACAAUGUUUUAUGAUGCAAGGCAACAGCCAAAUUUCCUAUUCGGUCAGGCUCCUUAUGUUCAAAUGAGAAGCUGUGGAAGUUCUUCAUGGGAUGACCCAGGAGGCUUCAAAGUUACACACACAAAAGCUCCUUGGUUAAAGCCAACAACUGCUGCAGGUGUUCAUGGGAUGCAUUUAUCUAGUCAGCAGAUGUCGGACAAUAUUAUGCCGCAUGGUGCACAUCAUGGUUUCGAUGGGUUCAUGUCAUUCAAGGGAACUUGUACAAAGUUCCCUAAUCAAGGUGUCCAAGCUUCUGCUGUUGCUUCCGACUCCAGUGGAGCCCCGGAUCUUCAGCAUGCUCUCUCUCUUCUGUCAAGCAACCCAGUGGGUGCUGCCAACCUCCAGCCAAGUCCCCAGAUGCACUCUGGGGUGGCAGCCAUUGCCGGCGCCCCCAACCCCGCGAUGCACGCGCUGGGAUCAUCGGUGGGGCUCUGGCUAGACGGCGGCCAGCCCCUCGAUGAUCACCCGCGGUUCCAGGUCUUCGAGCGCUGGGGGGACCAUGACAGCGAGCUCCAGCUCCCAAAGCCUUCCUACGACCAUGCCUCGCACUUCGACCGGAUGCACUGA
Messenger RNA from Triticum turgidum subsp. durum (durum wheat), 1440 nucleotides. The record is from the annotation of a GenBank genome assembly. Lineage: Eukaryota; Viridiplantae; Streptophyta; Magnoliopsida; Poales; Poaceae.